Messenger RNA from Lethenteron reissneri (Far Eastern brook lamprey), 4409 nucleotides. Its product is annotated as NADH-cytochrome b5 reductase 3-like. Gene Ontology annotation, cellular component: mitochondrion. Lineage: Eukaryota; Metazoa; Chordata; Hyperoartia; Petromyzontiformes; Petromyzontidae. Gene Ontology annotation, molecular function: oxidoreductase activity; FAD binding. The record is from RefSeq and is a predicted model, not a curated record.
AGCAGCAGCAUCAUCAGCUGUAACGAGAGUGUUGUGCUGGUGGUGCUGCUGGUGUUUGUUGUUGUAGUCGUCGCUUGAAGGCUGCCGUUGGGUUGCCGUUAGCAGCCUCUUUGGUUCCAUUAACGCCGCUGUUCAUUCAAUUUCGGCACCCAACGGGUAACGCAGAGGGAGGGCAGGCGCCAGCCAUGAUUAGCAGCACGACGACGAGCGUGGUGGUGGCCCUCGGGGUGAUCGCUCUGACGACCGCGGGCGUGGUGGCUUACACACUCUGGAACGCUCGCAAGCGCAAGUCGCCUGUACUCCUCAAAGACCCGGCCAUCAAGUACCCGCUGCGUCUCGUUGACAAGGAGAUCAUCAGCCAUGACACACGACGUUUCCGCUUCGCUCUGCCAACUCCACGGCACAUUCUGGGCCUGCCCGUGGGUCAGCACAUCUACCUGUCGGCCACCAUCGACGGGAACCUGGUGGUGCGCCCAUACACGCCCGUAACGAGCGACGACAACAAGGGUUACGUUGACCUCGUCGUCAAGGUGUACCUGAAGGGUGUUCACCCCAAGUUCCCCGAGGGAGGCAAGAUGUCCCAGUACUUGGACAGCCUGCCGCUGGGUGACGCCAUCGAGUUCCGCGGGCCGAGCGGUCUGCUGGUUUAUAACGGCAAUGGUGAAUUUGCCAUCCGUCCGGACAAGAAGUCGGAGCCUAAAAUUAAAAAGGUUACCAAGGUUGGGAUGAUUGCCGGUGGCACAGGGAUCACCCCGAUGCUGCAGCUUGUUCGACAGGUGAUGAAGUCUUCUGACGACCACACCACUUGCUCGCUGAUCUUCGCUAACCAGACGGAGAAGGACAUCCUGCUUCGUGAUGAGCUGGAGGAGAUCCAGGCACGUCACCCCAACAAGUUCAAUCUGUGGUUCACGCUCGACACCGCCACGGAAGACUGGGAUUUCGGCAAGGGUUUUGUGACAGCCGAGAUGAUCCGCGACCACCUUCCCCCUCCGGCGGAUGAUGUCCUCAUCCUCAUGUGCGGCCCUCCUCCGAUGAUCCAGUUUGCCUGCUACCCGAACCUCGACAAGCUCGAGUACACGCAGGCCAUGCGCUUCUCCUACUGAGGGCCUGCGCCUGCGCUCAACCAGCCAUGGAUGGCACCGCCGUAUUAACGCUGCUCGAGCAGUUUUCAUAGGUAGCUGUGAAAAGUGAGUGAAACCAAAAAAAAAUGGUGCUUGUUUUUACGCCGAUGAAAGAAAUCCACGAUUUAAAGCUUUCGUGACUGCAGGGAUUCAUCUUCUUGGUUCUUUCGGUAAAGUCACGUAGAAGGGAAAUAAUAAAAUUAUAAAAAUAAAACAUAAUAAAAUACAAUUCUCACGACGUUUCGGCCACAACGCAAGCAGCCGUCCUCAGGUGAAGACGCUGUCUUUUCGACAGCCCUGUUCUUCACCUGAGGGGACGGCUGCUUGCGUUGUGGCCGAAACGUCGUGAGUAUUGUAUUUUAUUAUGUUUUAUUUUAUUAUUUCCCUUCUACAUGACUUUACCGAAAGAACCAAGAAGAUGAAAGAAAUCCUCAUCGUGGUUGCUCAGUGUCGCACCUAAAACAGCAGGGCCGUGUUCCAAAUUUGGAGACAUGAAAUCGAUUAAUUGCCACGACCAAUUGCCCCAAAACUGGUUGACAAAUGCACACACUCAGGCCAGUCCUAUGUUCCCCUGUUGUGCUGCACAGGGACAAGCUGCCAUUGCGGGAUCACUGAGGAUUAAAAAAAAAACUCUUCUGAUAUUUGAUUAUGUUAAGGGUGCAAUUCAAAUUGAACUUAAUUUUUGUUUCAUUAAAGUUAACUUCAUAAAGGAAAGCUCUUGCUGCCAGGAACUUUGACCAGAUGGUUUUUGUAUUCCUGGUGGAUUGCCUCCCGGGGUUUGUUUUCUUUAGUUGUGAGAUGAAGCUAAGAGCCACGUCACAGUCGGCCUUUGAAACUUGGUCACCAGCCCACCGCGCCUCCCUCGCAACGCGCCAAAAGCCGCACGCACUGCGCGAGCCUGAGGACCGACGGAACGGUCGGCGUGUUUUGCAUGCUUCCUGCACUCAUUAUAUCAGCAGCUGCCGUGCUUUUCAAAGAGCUGCCGGCAAUUAACACAAUCCUCGAGCCUUAAGAGAUGGACGUACCGACGAACCACUUGAGCGCAGUGUAUAUGGCGAUCCACCAAUUUUUCUUGGGUGGUCCCACAGCGACGCGACGUAGCAAAUUGCCGUGCAAAAAAAUUGGGACGAGAUGGCCUCCUUCACGCGUGCACCGUGACUGGGAUUUUCGUUUUUUUUAUUAGAACAGAACGCAAAAUAAGAUUAUAUAGGAACCAUUACUCAAGCGGGUGGUUGAAUGUGUCCCAUUGCUUGCAUAAGACGGUAGCCCAGAAAAGUCCAUCGGCUUCCGAGCUGCAGCCUGCCAGCUUGCAGGCUCUGAUAAUAGCGUAUUGUUUUGAAUCUACUUUUAGGCCAAAGUUUUGUUUACGUAAAUGCGGUUUACUCCAAUGCCAAGCUGAGGGUGACCAGCGCUACCGUCGAGCUGGCGAGCGUCACCCGCUUGUCACGCCCACACGGAACGCUCGGACCUCAAUCAAGACGGGGUGAAGCCGGUGCGGCUUUGUCCGAUGUGCCCGAUUUGCAUGGUAAUCGGAAACUGCCGUCGGAUAUUGCUUUGGCUCCCUUGUUAGUAGGCAUGUAACACUCUGUCCCCAUCGGCAUUCAAUGGAUUGCCGUGAUUGGAGGGGUGGGGUUCAAAAUUCAAUACCAUGAUUGAUUUUUGUUGUUGCCACUGCAGUGUGUCUAGCGCCUCUAGUGCCUGUAGAGAAUUACAUGAACCGAUCGACAUCUGGUAAUAUUGUAAUAUCACGAUUCUUGUACACGCAAUCUAUUGCACGUGUCGUUAUGUGCAAAGUAUUUAUAUUCAUCCAUCGAUGCAUUGUUACACGCCUAACUAGGUCAAGUAAUAACAUGCAAAGAAACCGUACAGUUUUAAGUUCAUCCGUCCAGCAUUCGACCAAGGUGAUUGUUUCUCCGAGCUGAAGAGAGGGUGUGUAGAUUGAAGUCGGACUUGAUAAACAAAACGGAUAAAUGUAUUCAACCUACAAUGAUUAUUAUUUUAUUCUAGAUUUGAAGUUUUCGUGACUGCAAGGAUCCAUACUCUUGGUUCUUUCGGUAAUGUCACGUAGGUAAAGAAAAUAAAAAAGAUAAAAAUAAAUAUUUUCUUUUUAUAUAUUUUUUUACAUACGUGACUUUACCGAAAGAAAAAAAGAGUGGUGAUUAUUAUACCAUAUUAAUAAUAUAUCCAUAUUAUACAACAAAAAAAUUCUGCGUUAUUUAAGUUUCAUAUUUGCUUUCAAUGUGUAUGGUUUACCCAUGUUAAGUGCGAGAUGCGCUAAAUGUAUUUUUUUGAAAAUCCGUUUAUCAAUAUUCUUAUUCUGUGCCCCACCAUCCUGGCAGGCCAUUACGUGUAAAACGCGAGCGUCUUUGACGUGUUUAAUUUGAUCGCGCUCAUUUCCGUCGUGCCUUUUAAUUAAACGUGCACUAAAUUGGCCGCCCGAGGUUAGCGAUUUAAAUGUUUUUGUUCGUCGUUCCCGAUGUUGCUUUGCUCUCCGCUGAACGUUGAGCGUUGAUAAAAGCCAAGGGGGGUGUGGUGCACUUUUCUGUAUUUCACGCGUGCUGGCAUUUGAAGUGAACCCCGUUCGCUCUAAAUAUACUCCCCAUCAAAAAGCGUUUGUCUGAUUUAAUCGCCCUCCCCCCCCCCCCUUAAUUAAUGGAGGAGUUCUCAACCUGUUAAGUGGUGGUAUUCCCCCCCCCCCCCAAUCAACACCACUGCUCCCUUCUUCCCGCUCACUCAUGGCUGCAUUGGCGUGCCGUUAGUUACUCGGGCAUAUCGAACGCCCUGAGUGGAUGUUCUCUUUGGCGUUUCCCUUCUUCGGCUGCUGCUCCACUGCUAGUCUCGACCACUGGCCUGCCAUCCCUUGUUGGCACCGUGUGGCCUGCUCAGGCCCACAUCCAAUUAAAAGCAACAACCCUUGAUGCUCGCUUUCCUCGCCAACGGCCAAUCACUAUCGUCGGUUAAAACCUAAAACCGGCUCGGAAUUCUAUCACAAUGGCGGGACUGCCUGCACACAACUAUCGCGUGUGGAAUCUUCCUCUGAUGAACUCCACGUGGCUGAAAUCACUUGUGUGCAGGAUGUAGUGACCCAUCCAUUGACCUUCAUUCGUUCUGCACGGUAUCCAUGCUGCAGCCUGUGCCCCCGGGUUGAAAACCGUUGCUUUAAUACAUGCUACUUGUGUUGUGGGGCGCGAUGCGAGUAAUGUUGAAUUGUGAUAAUAGCCAGUGGAGUAGUUGUACUGCUUUGUGUGUUUUUUGUUUCUCACAACAUUAAAAGCCAAAGAAAUUGUG